CGUACACCCACGUUCCCUACUUUUAAGCCAGGCCCAGCUUCGUCGUCCUUAUCUUCAACUUUCGACCUCGCCGUCGCUUUCAACACCAAAAGUAUCGCCUUCGUAGUUCAACAAUGCGUGCCGUCGCCACCCUCCUCGCCUUCGCUGCCUCUGCUCUGGCUAUCCAGGUCACUGCUCCCACCAACGCUACCGGCUUCUUCACCAGUGGCCAGAAUACUGUCUCCUGGACAUCAGUCUCCACUGAUCCUUCCAACUUCACCAUAGUCCUUGUGAACGAGUCAGAGUCCCCUACCUACUCGCAGGUUCUUGAUGCCUUAGUUGACACGUCUCUCGGUACUAUCAAGGUCAACCCCCCGUCUGCAGGAUGGCCCACUGGCAAAGGCUUCCAGAUUAACCUGAUCGCUAGCGCGGACCAGACCGGCGGCAUCUUUGCCCAGUCGAAUGACUUCACCUUUGUUACACCCACUGGCAGCUCUUCAGUCGUGAGCUCGACUUCUUCUGGCUCCACCACGAGCGGUGGCACUACGCUUAUCGUUUCGAACACUGCUACUACCCCUUCGAGCACUUCGGCUCCCUCUUCUAGCAGUGGCAAUGGCGCUCUCAACCCCACUACCUCUGAUACCUCCACCACCCCUUCCGGUUCUAAUGCUGCUGUCGCCACUGGUGUCCAAGCCGGCUUCUUCGGCUUCGUUGCCCUCGUCGGUGCCCUCCUCGCCUAAACGGCGACGAGUCUGUUCAUCAUACCCCUUAAUGUGUUCGCACAUUUCUCGGCGAUCUCCGUUUUUUUUCUUCUCCUUCAUCUUUCACCUAGUACUUCGGUCGUGACAGACUUUGUGACCGAUGGACUUUCAGUUCGUGUAUACAGUCUCUUGACGCGCCUGUCUUUAUGUGGUCAUAUAGUAUUUGUGGACUUUCUGUCCGUAUAUAGUGUUGUACCUCCGGUCUACCGUGAUUCUUUGGGUUCUGCUGAGCAAUCAGGAGAUGGUUUGCCUGGAAUGUCUCAUUCGAAUUGCGUUGUAGCACACCCCGCGUCAUACUGCAAUACCCACGCGCACUUCUC
Molecule: messenger RNA, 1060 nt
Organism: Phanerochaete carnosa HHB-10118-sp
Lineage: Eukaryota; Fungi; Basidiomycota; Agaricomycetes; Polyporales; Phanerochaetaceae
Exons: 3
Coding region: 114-719 (201 amino acids)
Source: RefSeq, a predicted model, not a curated record